This is a messenger RNA of Trichophyton rubrum CBS 118892, 1920 nucleotides long. RefSeq lists its product as uncharacterized. Gene Ontology annotation, molecular function: protein binding; histone H4K20 methyltransferase activity. The record is from RefSeq and is a predicted model, not a curated record. The transcript is spliced from 2 exons. Bases 1 to 1920 code for a protein of 639 amino acids. Lineage: Eukaryota; Fungi; Ascomycota; Eurotiomycetes; Onygenales; Arthrodermataceae. Gene Ontology annotation, cellular component: nucleus.
AUGCCACGCACGCCUGCCAUCGAGAAGAGGGAGAGAUUGACGCUCUCUCAGCUCGCAACAUAUGAUGAUAUCUUGACAGAUACCCUUGUGGACCAUGCUUUCUUUUGGACAACAAUUCGCAAAAACAGGACCAAAUAUUUCCCUGUCAGGGGCAUCAAUGAGGACACUAUUACGUCUAUUCUACUUCACGAUGUAAUCGUGGCCAAAGAUGUACCAAAGGCGGAGAAGCAGCUUCUAGCGCUUCCUGGGCUUAAGAAAUUCACCGAUAGGCUUUGUUCUGACCGGGAAAGGGAAUGGUUUCGUCGACAUCUUCGCAAAUAUAUAUCAAUAUAUCUCCCUGAUUGCCCAUUUGAGGUUACAACUACGAAUAGAUAUACGGUUUUGACCCAUGAGGCGGCAGUCUCUGCCAGGAAAUUCAUACCGUCCGGUCAUCCAGUGAAAUAUCUCAGCGGCACACUAGUUUCAAUUACCAAGGAGGAAGAAAACGACCUUGACCUUACCAAACGCGAUUUUAGCAUCGUCAUGUCGACCAGGAAAAAGACUGCUUCCCUGUUUUUGGGGCCUGCGAGAUUUGCGAACCACGACUGUAAUGCCAAUGCGAAACUGGUCACGAGGGGUUUUGAGAGCAUGGAAGUGGUCGCCACCCAGGAUAUCGACAUUGGCAAUGAAAUAACAGUCUCAUAUGGCGACAACUAUUUUGGUGAGGAUAACUGCGAAUGCCUUUGCCAUAGCUGCGAGAUGGCACAACGUAACGGCUGGUCGUCACCAACCGCCUCACGUGUCAACAGCUGGGUGCACAGCUCAUCUGAAUUUGCUGAUGCGUCAGAGCACCCAGCCAGCUCUUCAAAUGGAUGCGAAAAGCACGAGCUGGAAACAGACUCUGAAUCCUCUGAUGGUUUUCUGGGGAAGAAAAGGAAAGUUGAGCGGAAAUCUUCGAAUUUGCGGCUUCAGGAAUCUGUAAAUGAUACAGUGGAUGUCGAUGCAAAAUCAAACCAGGGAUCACCUUCAUUAGUGACAAAUUUGUGCUCGCCACUCGUCGGAAACGCGGAAAAAUCCAAUGAUUCCACUCUACCCGGAGGUAAUAACACUAAGAAUAGAUGCAGAACAGCCAAUAUUCCGCUUUGCGACGAAGAAGUAUCAGCGGCUUGUCGGGCGUCAAGAGAUACUUCUAUUGAAAAUAGCAGCGGUCAAUCAUCUGAAUCGACUGCUGCAACAUCUUGUCCUGGAUCUGGCGACCAGGCAUCACUUACACCGGGGACCGAGGAGUCAACUACAAAGGAACCAGGAAAGACUGAAAAGAUAUCCGAACUACAACUUAAACCUCCAUUUCCUCAAAUAAUUCUUGGAGAUUCAGAAACAGAUCUAUCGGAUUUAUCCACAGUAUCCGAGCCAGUUGAAUCAGAAGCCACAAAUGAUCCCCCCAGACCCAAACGGAAAUACAAAAAACGCGGCCUUCCAUUACCAGUCGUUGAGGAACCUCCAAUCUUCAAGGUUCGUGUCCCCGGGGACUAUACCAAGACUAGUGUUUUACUGGUACAGCGUUGUGAUCGAUGGGUUGAAUGCCAAACAUGCGGUGACUGGUUUGUUCAAGGAGAAGCUUAUUUUACAAGAAAAGAAUGUCCGCGUUGUGAACGGCAUUCUAAAUUAUAUGGAUAUCGAUGGCCCAAAACUGAUAAGGAGGGUAGGCGUGACAAAGAAGAACGGGUAAUGGACCACCGUACCAUUCAUCGUUUCUUAACAAAUGACGAUGAAUCGCGGCUUGAUCGACGGGGUCGGGGACUCGGUGUGAGUACUACUAGUCCUACGCCAGAUGUUUCUGAAACAAGGACGGAGACCGAUGCAAGCGAGAUUGGAGAAGGAAGACGUGUUACUCGCUCAUGUCGACGGGCGUCCCGAAGGUUAGAGGAGAGCUGUGUUUAG